AUGGCGAACAAAGUGGGAGGCACAGAUGGUGGGAACACCGCCGAUACGACCGUCAUGAAAGGUUGGUUGUACAAAUGGACUAACUACAUUAAAGGUUACCAGAAGCGCUGGUUCGUGCUGUGCAACGGCACUCUGUCUUACUACAGGAACAAGACCGAAAUUGGCCACACGUGCAGAGGGUCGAUUAACUUGCAAGGCGCGUUCAUUCACACCGAAGACUCGUGCAACUUCGUCAUUAGCAACGGCGGCACACAGACGUUUCAUCUGAAGGCGAACGGCGAGGUGGAACGUCAGAAAUGGGUGACGGCUUUGGAGUUGGCACGAGUUCGAGCGAUCAAAGCGGCCGAAUCAGACGAAGAAGAAGAGCUGAAGUACGAAAGUUCAGUAGGUGAGGUAGACAGAAACGAGAUGCAGAAUAUGGUGAAAGUUCUGCAGGCGAAGUUGGAAGAUCUGACUACGUGUCAAGAUUUAAUAGGUACUGUUACGUUUAAUGGGCACAUUUCGCCAUUCAUUUAGUA
Molecule: messenger RNA, 518 nt
Organism: Soboliphyme baturini
Lineage: Eukaryota; Metazoa; Nematoda; Enoplea; Dioctophymatida; Soboliphymatidae
Source: the annotation of a GenBank genome assembly